Molecule: messenger RNA, 496 nt
Organism: Belonocnema kinseyi
Lineage: Eukaryota; Metazoa; Arthropoda; Insecta; Hymenoptera; Cynipidae
Exons: 2
Coding region: 1-318 (105 amino acids)
Source: RefSeq, a predicted model, not a curated record
AUGGCUAAUUUGAUUUUCCAGCCAAAAUUCAAUUUCUUAAACUGGAAUCAACCUGCUUCCAAAAUUCGAAGCCAGCUCGCUAAUCUGCGAGUCUUAUGUGUUGCAGGUGCAUUCAAGCAGAUGGGUCAGUCGAGCAUGGGUUCAAAAGAGAAAGAGAGAGAGAUAGAGGAAAGUGCGAAUCAUAUGAAGUGGGGCGCGGGGCGAGGCGCAAGGUCUAGAACCGUCGAGCGAAGAGGAGAGGCGCAAGGUCUGGAACUGCAGAGUGAAGAGGAGAGAGAGAAACCACCACGAGAUACACAGGAUUCGGAGGGAGGAUGACGGUCAGAAUUUAUGGCUGCUUUAUCACUUUACCGGCCUUGCCGCGUCUCCUUUAGCCACGAUGAGGGCAGGAUCUCACGAUGAACUUUGGCACUCGACUGCUCGCUACACUCGAGAAACGAUUGUGAGGGCUCGUUUGAAAUACAGAAGAAAGAAAAGAACAGGAAUUUUUAAUUUU